CAUUUCCUGUUUACACAGGAAGUAAAUGUCUGCUCCCAAUUGAUGACGAAAGAUCAUGUUGUGAUAUUGUUUAUUCUUCCUCAAACAUGGGGAAUUGUCUAGGAAGGUGUUUUGGUAUUUCUGACAAAAGAAGAAAGUUUUUGAGAACAAGGUACAAUGUAGAAAGAGAUAUUUCCAUAGAGUUUGAGAAUCUGAUGGACGAUGAUAAUAAUGAAGAUGAAAUGACAAGAUUGGUGACUGAAAAAGAAAAACAGCUUUUGUUGAAUAAAUCUUAUACGGACAUCGUUAAACACCAAAAAAUACUUGAUGCAGAAAUCGACUCUAAGUUGAGACAAGAAGAAGAAGAAAUCCGAGCUGAAGAAGAAAAGUUCUAUGAAGCUAAACGUGAAGCAGCACGGGUUGCUAAAUUCCAAAAAGCGAAAGAGACAACUGCCAAAAAUAAAACUGCUUCCAGAAGUGGAAAAUCAUGGCUUGGUGAUGAUGAAACAGAAUGGGAAAUUGCAGGAGGAGAAGAUGAUUUUGAUAUGUUCUUAGAAAGUGUUAGGGCACGAUCCCUCAGAAAGACUCAUUUAAAUCACGGCUCAACAGAUGGACAUAGUUCCACAAGUUCUUUAUCAGGGACACAGACCAAAGAUAAAUCAUCAUCAAUAGACUUAGAAUGGGAACACGAAGAAGGUGUAGUGCCUCAAAAGCGACAAAGGUCAUCAACUGAAGAAAAUCUUUAUGCCACCAUUGGUACAAGAAAUAAAGAAAGUCCAGCGCAGUCUGUUGAAUUAGAAUGGGAUAAUGACUUUGUAUCGGCUGACUGUGAUACAGAAAAACUUCUUACAUCUGACAAAAGAUCUCGAAAUGAUUCAUAAUAAUACACAUUCCAAUGUGAUAUAUUUUUGUGGUUGUGGCCACUUAAACUUUUUAUGAUGUAAGGUGCUUUGUUUUUUUUAUACAAAAACAAAACAUUUCAGGUAUGCUUUAUUUGAAUUCCAAUCACUCUAUUUGGUUGAUUUAUUACUAAUUUAUUAAAACAUACUUAAUCUUUCAAUCAUGUAAAUAGUAAACCCAAAGUUUGCAAUAUAUGAGUUCAGUUGAGCCGCCAACAAUAGCAGAGGUGCAUUAUGUUUUCCGUUCUAUGAGUUCGUUCUUUCAGUAUUGGGUUAAAGUUUUGGUUAAUGGUAGAUUACAGUUUUGGUUUAGGUCAGUUUGUGUUCACAUCAACUUGAAAUUUACUGCAUAUUUUCAUUAUGAAGUAAACCGUGUAAUAUAUAUGCCAAAUGCAGUUUUUGACCCUUCUUGGUUUACUGAACAUGAAUAUGUGUUUUGGUUAAAGUUUUAGUUUAAGGUAGGUAAACGUUUUGUUUAAGGUUGUUUGUGGUCACAUUAACUUGAAACUUCAUACACAUAUUUGCUAUAAAGUGAACUGUCUAGUAUAUUCCAAAUUGGGGUUUGAACAAAUUUUCCCGUUCACAGAAAAUGGAAAUGUGAUGGUGCGAGAGGGGCAUCAUAUCCUAUGAACAAAUAUUUUGUUGGUGAAUUGAUUUAUCCAGAAAUUACCUGUUUUUCAAAAUGUUAAUUAUUUUCUUCUUACCAUUGUCGUCCUCUUUAAAUACACAAAAGUGGAAUGGUAAGUUUUCUAAUGAUCUAAGAAUCCUUAAUUUGACCAUAUAUUAUUUCCUAUCCAUUUGACACAAGGUUUGAUUUGAUAUAUUUAAAUCAUUAUAUAUUGUAACAAGCAUUCCAAUGCAUAUCAGAAAAGUGUGAAUGUAGAAUAUAUGUUUUUUGUUGUGAGCAAUAUUUUGGAGGAUCCAAGUUUUAUCUAUAAUUCAGUGUAUGUUAUUGAGAAUAUAUAUAUAUACAUUUUAUAAUGAAGCCUUUAUAUCUGCAAUAAAUGCUGUGAAAAUAGA
Mytilus californianus (California mussel) is the source of this 1898-nucleotide messenger RNA. RefSeq names its product AP-1 complex-associated regulatory protein-like. The transcript is spliced from 9 exons. Gene Ontology annotation, biological process: regulation of Arp2/3 complex-mediated actin nucleation; negative regulation of substrate adhesion-dependent cell spreading; negative regulation of cell motility. Gene Ontology annotation, molecular function: AP-1 adaptor complex binding. Bases 87 to 860 code for a protein of 257 amino acids. Lineage: Eukaryota; Metazoa; Mollusca; Bivalvia; Mytilida; Mytilidae. The record is from RefSeq and is a predicted model, not a curated record.